Molecule: messenger RNA, 3671 nt
Organism: Phodopus roborovskii (desert hamster)
Lineage: Eukaryota; Metazoa; Chordata; Mammalia; Rodentia; Cricetidae
Gene: Fbxo10
Product: F-box protein 10
Exons: 11
Coding region: 141-3011 (956 amino acids)
Biological process (GO): protein ubiquitination; ubiquitin-dependent protein catabolic process; regulation of apoptotic process
Molecular function (GO): protein binding
Source: RefSeq, a predicted model, not a curated record
CCCGCGUCACGUGACAGCCGUCGGGGGCGGAGCUCGCGGCGAAGUCGGUCCUCCUGACUGCGCGCCGCAGUCCUCGGGCAGCCCUGCGGCUUCCAGGGUGUCGCGGCCGCGGCCCCGCAGCGCGGCUCCCAGAGGUGACCAUGGAAACGGGUGGCCUCCCCCUGGAGCUGUGGCGUGUGAUCUUAGCCUACCUGCAUCUGCCUGACCUGGGCCGCUGCAGCCUGGUUUGCAGGGCCUGGUAUGAGCUGAUCCUCAGCCUUGACAGUACCCGCUGGCGGCAGCUGUGUCUGGGCUGCACCGAGUGCCGCCACCCCAACUGGCCCAACCAGCCGGAUGUGGAGCCUGAGUCCUGGAGGGAGGCCUUCAAGCAGCACUACCUUGCCUCCAAGACCUGGACCAAGAAUGCGCUGGACUUGGAGUCCUCCAUCUGCUUCUCUCUGUUCCGCAGGAAGAGGGAGCGCCGUACCUUGAGUGUUGGGCCAGGCCGUGAGUUUGACAGCUUGGGCAGUGCCUUAGCCAUGGCCAGCCUCUAUGAUCGAAUCGUGCUAUUCCCAGGUGUGUACGAGGAGCAAGGUGAAAUCAUCCUGAAGGUGCCAGUGGAGAUCGUGGGCCAAGGGAAGUUGGGUGAGGUGGCCCUGCUUGCCAGCAUUGACCAGCACUGCUCAACCACACGCGUGUGCAAUCUUGUCUUCAUGCCAGCCUGGUUCUCACCAAUCAUGUAUAAGACCACAUCAGGUCACAUCCAGUUUGACAACUGCAACUUUGAGAAUGGACACAUCCAGGUCCAUGGCCCGGGUACCUGCCAAGUGAAAUUUUGUACCUUCAAAAACACCCAUGUCUUUUUGCACAACGUGCCCUUGUGUAUGUUGGAAAACUGUGAGUUUGUGGGUAGCGAAAACAACUCUGUAACUGUUGAGGGUCACCCGUCAGCAGAUAAGAACUGGGCCUACAAGUACCUGCUGGGCCUAAUCAAGUCCUCUCCAAUCUUGCUCCCUGCAGAACACCAUGAUUUUUUAAUGUCCUUGGACCUAGAGAGCCGGGACCAGGCCUGGAGUCCAAGGACCUGUGACAUUGUCAUCGAGGGCAGCCAGAGUCCUACCAGCCCAGCCUCCAGCUCUCCAAAGCCAGGCUCCAAGACUGGUUCCCAGGAGGCAGAAGUGGGCAGCGAUGGGGAGAGGGUGGCCCAGACUCCAGAGAGCAGUGAUGGUGGCCUGAGCCCCAGCGGUGAGGACGAGGAUGAUGAGCAGCUCACGUACAGACUGUCCUACCAGGUACAGGGCCCACGCCCUGUCCUGGGCGGCUCCUUUCUGGGCCCUCCACUGCCAGGAGCAUCCAUUCAGCUGCCCAGCUGUCUAGUGCUCAACUCACUGCAUCAGGAGCUACAAAAGGACAAGGAAGCCAUGGCCCUAGCCAGCUCUGUGCAGGGCUGCCUCAUCCGCAAGUGCCUCUUCCGGGAUGGGAAGGGUGGUGUCUUCGUUUGCUCUUACGGCCGAGCCAAGAUGGAAGGAAACAUCUUCCGGAACCUAACUUAUGCAGUGAGGUGUAUACACAAUAGCAAGAUCGUCAUGCUCAGGAAUGACAUUUACCGGUGCCGGGCGUCAGGCAUCUUUCUUCGAUUGGAGGGUGGAGGCUUGAUUGCUGGCAACAACAUUUACCACAACGCAGAGGCUGGUGUGGACAUUCGGAAGAAAUCCAACCCACUCAUCCUGUGUAACCAGAUCCACCAUGGUCUUCGAUCUGGCAUUGUUGUCCUUGGCAAUGGGAAAGGCGUCAUCAGGAACAACCAAAUCUUUUCAAAUAAGGAGGCUGGCAUUUAUAUCCUAUACCACGGAAAUCCAAUUGUGAGCGGAAACCACAUCUUCAAGGGGCGUGCAGCAGGCAUCGCAGUGAACGAGAAUGGCAAGGGCCUCAUCACAGAAAAUGUCAUCCGUGAAAAUCAAUGGGGAGGGGUAGACAUCCGCCGUGGUGGCGUCCCGGUCCUCAGGAGCAACCUCAUCUGCUUUGGCUACUCAGAUGGUGUGGUCGUGGGUGAUGAAGGCAAAGGACUGAUAGAGGGAAACACCAUCUAUGCUAACAAAGGCUGUGGUGUGUGGAUGAUGUCCUCCAGCCUGCCCCAUGUCACCAGCAACCAUGUGAGCUACAAUGGCCUGUAUGGAGUGGCAGUGUUCAGCCAGAAAGAUGGCUCUGGCGAGUUCCCUGGAGGUCAUGGGGCCCAAGAGAACUUCAGUGAGGAUGGAGAUGCCAUCCUCUGGGAGACAGAGCUGGAGAAGGAGGAUGACCCACUGCGCCGCCCUGUCACUGUAGCUCUUGUGGAGUCUAACAGUAUCAAUCACAAUGGAGCAUCAGGACUCUUUGUCCAGAGCAGUGAGGCCCUGCAGGUCAUCACCAAUGUGAUCCAUGCCAAUGGGGACAGAGGCAUCACCAUUGUUCAGAGCAGCCAGCUCACGCGGGUGGCCAACAACAGCAUCUCCUGCAACCGGCAGAGCGGGGUCAAGGUUGAAGCCCAGUGCAAGGUGGAGCUCCGGGGCAACGGGAUCUAUGACAAUAGAGGCCACGGCAUCAUUACCAAAGGCGACAGUACUUCUGUUGUGGAAAAUGACAUCAUUGGCAACCGGGGCAGCGGACUGCAGUUGCUGCCCAGGUCUGACACUAAGGUACUAAAGAACCGGAUCCACUCCUUCCGUGCAUAUGGCAUUGCCGUGCGGGGCCGCGCUAAGGCCCUGGUACAGGAGAACAUCAUCUUCCAGGGCAAGACCAACAAGACCAUCUUCCAGCAGGUCACUAACAACCGAGAGUGCAUCAUGCAAAACAACAAGUUCCUGGUCUUCAAGAAGAAGUCUGACACUUGGCGCCUGGUGAAUCCACCAGCACGACCUCACCUUGAAAACUCACUCAGGGGCUCCUCUGCAGCCCACAGUGGGCACAAGGUGACAGCCAUGGCAACCAGGAUCACAGCCCGUGUGGAAGGUGGUUACCACAGCAACCGCAGCAUCUUUUGUACCAUCCUGUGAGCAAGAAGACCUGCCUCUGGUCCAGGCCCCAGCGGGUGCUCAGGAGAGCGAGAGGCUAAGCCUUGGGAUGGAAGUUAUCCCAGGAGGACUCCCAGCCCCAGCCCCAUCCUACACACCACCACUCCUGAAGAGGGCUGUAGGCUUCCUGGGGACUAAGAUCAAGGUACCUCUAAAACCCUUUAGCUCCACAGCCUUCAGCAGGAAGGACCUUGGAAUCAUUGUCCUAGGAGAAAAAGGCAUGUUUUUAGUCGCUUUAGCACUUAGAGGUUAUGGAGAGCUGGGAAAGCUCAAACAGCACGUGCAGUUUGUAGGUCGAUUUUCCCGAGCUACAGAGAGCCUUGCUCUAUCUACACAGACCAAACCUAGCCACCUCUCAGGGAAGAGUACUUCUGAUCAAGGGAAGUAAAUGAGGUGAGGUGGAGACAGCUGCCCCUUUCUUGGACCUGCCCUUCUCAGUCCCUCCGGGGACUAUAACAGCCUCCCAGCUGCCUCUGGGGGCUGCAGUGUUUUUACUACAGACAGUUCUUAGACUGGCACAUGGCCCUGUGAGCAAGGAACAGGCUUGGAGCAAGGAGUUCCUUCUGAAAAGCUGCCCCAGGAAUGAUAAGGGGACGUGCUAUAAAUAAGGGGACAGGUGGCUGCCUUCAGGAGUGCAGGCAG